This is a messenger RNA of Humulus lupulus (European hop), 2405 nucleotides long. Its product is annotated as amine oxidase [copper-containing] gamma 2-like. NCBI's taxonomy places the organism in Eukaryota, Viridiplantae, Streptophyta, Magnoliopsida, Rosales, Cannabaceae. The record is from RefSeq and is a predicted model, not a curated record. Gene Ontology annotation, molecular function: quinone binding; primary methylamine oxidase activity; copper ion binding. Gene Ontology annotation, biological process: amine metabolic process. The transcript has 4 exons. Bases 93 to 2282 code for a protein of 729 amino acids.
CGUAACUUUUCUGACUUAUCCCUAUCGCUACAUACUGAAUUUUGUAUUUUAUAUCAUUCACUCGUUCACUGCUCCUCUUCAUUUCUCCGGCCAUGGAAGCCAGAAUCUUUUUCCGCUUUCUCUUCCUUUCUCUCACCUUUGGAAUACUAUUCUUACUCCUCACCUGGCUCACCUUCCCUCACGCGCCUCCCUCCCCGCCGGAGCUUCUCGACUGUCCCAGGAACUCCCCCUGGUGCAUUUCCAAGAACCGCUUCCAGCAUCAGCUCAAGCAACCAAACACCCCAGAACCCACGCGCCUCCGGGACCACGGUCGCGACACCCCACGCCACCCGCUCGACCCUCUAACCGUCCAAGAGAUUAGUAAGGUUCGAACCCUCCUUUCCUCCCACGACCUCUUCCGCGCGUCGCUUUACACGCUCCACACCGUCGAGCUUGAUGAACCGGAGAAGUCUCUCGUCCUCGGAUGGAAGAAGGGCGACCCACUUCCGCCACGGAAGGCCUCCGUCGUCGCACGUGUGAGAGGAGCCUCGCACGUGCUGACCGUCGACCUGAGUACCAACGAGGUGACCGUACAAAAAACCGGUCAGCAUUCCGGUUACCCGACGAUGACGAUAGAGGAUAUGACUACGGCCACGGUGGUCCCACUACAGAGCGCCGUGUUCAACCGUACGAUCGUUGAUCGGGGAGUUGAUCUGACGGAUCUGGCGUGCUUGCCGAUCUCACUGGGAUGGUUCGGUAAGGCCGAGGAAGGGAGGAGGAUGAUUAAGGUACAGUGCUAUUCUAUGAAAGAUACGGUGAACUUCUAUAUGAGACCAAUAGAAGGGUUGACCAUAACCGUUGACCUAGACACCAAACAAGUGGUGGAAAUAUCCGAUAAGGGCAAGACCAUACCUAUACCAAAGGCCACCAAUACGGAUUAUCGGUUUUCAACCAUGGAGCAUAACAGGGUCAUAAACUUACUGAACCCGAUAUCCAUCGAGCAACCGAAAGGUCCGAGUUUUGUGAUAGAAGAUGAUCACUUAGUCAAAUGGGCGAAUUGGGAAUUUCACCUCAAACCCGAUGCAAGAGCGGGUGUGAUAAUAUCUCGGGCCAGGAUGCGAGACCCGGAUACGGGUGAGCUGAGGAAUGUGAUGUACAAAGGGUUAGCUUCGGAGCUAUUUGUUCCCUACAUGGACCCGACUGAUGCAUGGUAUUUUAAGACUUACAUGGAUGCGGGCGAGUAUGGGUUUGGGUUGCAAGCCAUGCCGCUCGACCCACUUAACGAUUGUCCCCGGAAUGCUUACUACAUGGACGGUGUUUUUGCCGCCGCUGAUGGCACCCCCUACGUGAGGUCUAACAUGGUUUGUGUGUUCGAGAGCUACGCCGGCGAUAUUGCGUGGCGGCACGCCGAAAGUCCUAUUACGGGGAUGGAUAUUAGGGAAGUAAGGCCGAAGGUGACACUUGUGGUGAGAAUGGCAGCAUCGGUUGCAAACUAUGACUAUAUUGUAGAUUGGGAGUUUCAAACCGAUGGAUUAAUCCGAAUUAAGGUUGGGCUUAGUGGUAUAUUGAUGGUGAAAGGCACCCAAUAUGAGAACACUGAUCAAAUCUCUAAUCAAGAUGAUCUCUACGGGACACUAUUGUCUGAAAAUGUCAUUGGUGUCAUUCAUGAUCAUUACAUCACCUUUUAUCUUGAUAUGGACGUGGACGGCUCUGAUAAUUCCUUUGCCAAAGUGCAUAUUCAAAGAGGGAAAACCUCACAAGAAAGCAGUUCACCAAGGAAAAGUUACUUGAAAGCUACUAAAAUAGUGGCAAAAACCGAAAAAGAGGCACAAAUUAAGCUAAAACUCUAUGACCCUUGUGAGUUCCACGUGUUCAAUCCGACGAAGAAAACUCGGGUUGGAAACCCGGUCGGGUACAAAGUUGUACCCGGCGGCACUGCUGCUAGCCUUCUUGACCUUGACGACCCUCCGCAAAAGAGAGGCGCUUUCACAAAUAACCAAAUUUGGGUUACUCCUUAUAACCGAAGUGAGCUCUGGGCUGGUGGCUUAUUUGUUUACCAAAGUCAUGGUGAAGAUACUCUUGCUGUGUGGUCUGAGAGGGAUAGGGAUAUUGAAAAUAAAGACAUAGUGGUUUGGUACACUUUGGGAUUUCACCACGUGCCAUGUCAAGAGGACUAUCCUAUAAUGCCUACAGUCUCAUCUAGCUUUGAUCUUAAGCCUGUUAAUUUCUUUGAGAGCAACCCAAUUCUUCGAGUCCCUCCCAACGUUGAGAAUGAUCUACCAUUCUGUAAAUCGCCUUAUUAGUUAAUUAAUCUCUACAUCUCUACUUGUUGUGUCUUUAUAGGAUGAAUAGAUUAAUAUAUAUCAUCCUUAUUCCACUGUAAUACCUUUUUAUUUUUUUAAAAAAAAACAAAUUAUAUAUGAUCA